ACUUCGAAAUUGACGAAGAAAGUAGAGAAGUUCAAGAAAUCAUGCGAGUCAGAGAGUUUCCGGCAAGUCCAUGGACUCUACAGUGCGUUUAUCCGCCGUCUCAGGGAAGCGAAGAAGUUCUCAACGAUCGACGAAGUUCUUCAGUACCAGAAGAAGUUCGAUGACAUCAAGUCUGAAGAUUUCGUUAUCCGUAUGAUGCUUUUGUAUGGCUACUCAGGAAUGGCGGAGCAUGCACACAAGUUGUUCGAUGAAAUGCCUGAGCUAAACUGUGAACGUACUGUCAAGUCGUUCAAUACGCUUUUAUCGGCUUAUGUUAAUUCAGGGAAGCUUGAUGAGGCCAUGAAGGCUUUCAAGGAGUUGCCGGAGAAGCUAGGUAUUACCCCUGAUUUG
Molecule: messenger RNA, 390 nt
Organism: Camelina sativa (false flax)
Lineage: Eukaryota; Viridiplantae; Streptophyta; Magnoliopsida; Brassicales; Brassicaceae
Source: RefSeq, a predicted model, not a curated record